Molecule: messenger RNA, 2961 nt
Organism: Aspergillus alliaceus
Lineage: Eukaryota; Fungi; Ascomycota; Eurotiomycetes; Eurotiales; Aspergillaceae
Product: amino acid permease
Exons: 3
Coding region: 610-2325 (571 amino acids)
Biological process (GO): transmembrane transport
Cellular component (GO): membrane
Molecular function (GO): transmembrane transporter activity
Source: RefSeq, a predicted model, not a curated record
UUUGGCCCCUUACUGGACAAGGAGUGAACUGGCGCCGCCUGAAACUGCCCUGCUGAGUAUGGACUGAGCUCUGAAUCGCGGAAGAGUAGACCGAAGCUAAGACUGCAUGAUGAAUGAGAGUGUGACCUGGUGCCAAGCAACCUUCAUUUCCCCACCUGCAGUUCCUCCCCCAGCUUCAUCAUCCCAUCUCAUUCAUUCGCAAACCAUAGUUAUCGGCUAGAACUAGUAUCAGCCAAAGGGGAUGCAUUCCGCAAUCAUACUUGUUGCCCUAAAAGGAGGGGCGAUAGAGUAUACAUCCCCCGUGCAGAGUACAUAGCGACGCUAAUAUACACAACCCUAGUCCUUGACGUACAUACAUAUAUUCUUCUUUUUCCCCCUUCCUCCGGCAGUUUCCUGUGGAUGGUGUCGCUAAACAAGUUUCCAGUAGUGACACCGCAUUGUGUCUGACCUUUGCGGAAACUCCCGCGAUCAGAUUGGCAUACCUGAGAGUCCGAUACCCUCCGCUUGUGCAGCUUACCUUGUCUCUCUGUCUGCUAGAGGGAGGAAAAGGGUAUAUCACUAAGGCCCAUCUAAUUUUAUUAAGGGGGAAAAGGUAUCGUCACCAUCAGCAUGUCUUCUGUAGGCAAGUCAACACCCUUAGAUAAGACAAUCUCAAAGGGAUCCUUAUACAAGGAUGUCCACCAUGACCCCGUCACGACGGUGUUGCCAAAUGGCGACGUACCCUAUACCGACUAUCCAAUGAAUGCGGACGAGAGGGUGAUUGUGGCCUUGGGGUACAAACAAGAGUUUAAGCGGGAGUUCUCGUUAUGGACGACUUUCUGCGUCAGCUUUGCCGUACUUGGGCUGCUCCCGUCAUUUGCAAGCACUAUAUAUUAUGGGAUGGGAUAUGCAGGAACAGCAGGCAUGGUUUGGGGGUGGAUCAUUGCCAUGCUGUUUAUCCAGUGUGUUGCCAUGUCGAUGGCCGAACUGUGCUCAGCGAUGCCAACAAGCGGUGGGCUCUACUAUGCUGCUGCAGUACUCGCACCCCCCGGGUACGGACCCUUCGCGGCGUGGAUCACUGGCUGGUCCAACUGGAUUGGGCAAAUUACAGCAGCACCGUCGGUCGAUUAUUCGCUAUCAGCGAUGAUCCUAGCUGCGGCGUCGGUAGAGAAUCCAGACUACGUUCCUACCUCCUGGCAGACAUUCCUCCUUACCACGCUUAUUAUGAUAAUCCACGCGGCAAUCAGUAGCAUGCCAACAAAACGGGUUGCGCAAUUCAACUCGUGGGGCUCAACAUUCAACAUGUUUGCACUCAUCACCGUCAUCAUCGCCAUCCCCGCAGGAACAAAGAAUGAGCCCAAGUUCACACCGUCCAAGGAAGUAUGGGGCACAAUUACCAAUUUAACUGACUACCCAGAUGGAGUGGCAGUGCUUAUGACCUUUGUCGGUGUUAUAUGGACGAUGUCUGGGUAUGAUUCUCCGUUCCAUCUGAGCGAAGAAUGUUCCAAUGCGAACAUCGCCUCCCCGCGGGCCAUUGUCAUGACAUCGGGCGUCGGAGGCUUGAUGGGAUGGUUUUUGCAGCUUGCGGUAGCCUACACCGUCAUUGACAUUGAUGCGGUGCUGAACUCGGAUCUCGGACAGCCAUGGGCAUCAUACCUGCUCCAGGUGAUGCCGAAAAGAACCGCUCUAGCAAUCCUCGCAUUAACUAUUAUCUGCGGCUUCUCGAUGGGCCAAGGAUGCAUGGUAGCCGCAUCACGAGUGACAUACGCCUAUGCUCGUGAUGAUUGUUUUCCCUUAUCAAAGGUCUGGAAAAAAGUCGACAGCCGCACCCAAACGCCCGUGAACGCUGUCAUCAUGAACGCCGUCAUCGGGGUCCUCAUGUGCCUCUUGAUCCUCGCCGGAGAUGUCGCAAUUGGUGCAUUAUUCUCCAUCGGCGCCAUUGCACAGUUUGUUGCCUUUGCUAUUCCUAUUUGCAUCCGGGUAUUCUUCGUUGGCAACCGUUUCCGCCGAGGGCCAUGGCACUUGGGGCCAUUUGGUCCGUACAUUGGAGGAAUGGGCGUGUUCUUUGUGCUGCUGAUGGUGCCGAUUCUGUGCCUUCCCAGUGUAACGGGAAGCCACCUGACGCCGAAUCUAAUGAAUUGGACGUGUCUCGUCUGGGGCGCUCCGAUGCUGGCGGUGAGUAUCUGGUGGGUAGUGGAUGCGCACAAGUGGUUCAAGGGUCCAAAGGUCAAUGUGGAGCACGCCAUCCACCCCGUGGAGGAGGAGAGGCCCGUUAUUGUGGAUGUGGGGAUCGGUGGCGGCGAAGUAAUAGAUACGUCAAGCGGAUCGCACCGAAGCCAGGGCUAGAAUCGGAGCCUAUUUACGGAAUUGUAUGUGUAUAUUAUCGCUUUCAUAUUUCUUCUAUAUCACACACGGUGGCGGAGUAUCAGCCUGGCUUGGUAUAUCAGAUUGACUAGUAUCGGUUUUUUUCUUCUCAAUACCCGCCGAUGUUCUGAAAUGUAUGAUAUCAAUCUGCAGACGGAUCUCAAGUUGAAACAAUGAUCAUCUACUGCCACUGGUAGAUCGUUGUGUAACAAGAUGAGCCGCCAGAUUAAACAGGUCACAAUGCACUAAGCAGGACAACGCCACAAGUUGCGUGGGCCAGGCUUUAUUCGCCGCCUCGAUGCUGAUAUCGCACCCUGGAGACCUUGCUGGUAAACACCGAGAGUAGCAAUUUGUCAACGUCCGCUUAUUCUUAUGAAUUAGGUCUGUCGAUAUUGCCUUGUUCCUGGGAGUAUGCGGUUACGAGGAAUGUAUCAGUCCAUUGUUCCUGUCCAGAGCAACUAGGAUUUCUAACCGUUGUCCUUUUCUUUCUCCAUUCGUUUCUUUGUUGGCUAACAAUCUAUAUACAAUCUCUGUUACUACUUGAUAACAUAGAGUGAUAGGAUAUUACUGCCAACCCUACCUUCUUUACAUCCUAUCAUAUGCAGGACUAUUAUUUAU